AGGCAGUCUCUCCAGCACAGGAGAGUCAGAGCGGCGUCUUGGACACGGGGACCGAGCGGUUUCAUGAUAGCUAGUCUGUGCUCACUGAGCCUUUAUUCAUCUGCAUGAACGUCCGAAAUGUUGGGGUGCUAGUGGAAUCACGAAGUGGAUGAACCCCCCGUAAUCAGCCUGCGGAGCUGGAAAAGAGAUAGCUGCCUCAAGCCCUAGUCUCAGAAAUGACAUCUCCUCUGUACAGUGGUUCCAAUGUGAACUCAGGGCUACCACAUCGCCUGCAGGCUUCAGUCACUUGUGUGGACAAGAAGAUCUUACAGAAGAAAUGGUAAUUCUCCACUCGUUUCCUGAGGUGUCCGGUUGUGCCUGUGGAGAUCCAGCUCAGCUGUGACUCUCAAGAGCAUCACCCUUUGUGAGAUGGUGAGACCAAGAUCAAGAUCGGAGAGCCAGCUUCGGAGGAGGAAAAUGACAGGAAACACUGAAACGUUGACUGAAGAACCUGGCAGCCUCAAGGAGGAUGUUCUCCCGAAUUCCAGAGGCAAAGAAUUCCGUGAAUCGGGGGACAAAUUGAAUGAAAAGCCCCGCUUAAGAAGAAGACAGUAUACCUGUGAUGAAUGUGGCCAGCACUUUACUUGGAAAACGGGUCUCGUUAGACACCAGAGAACUCACUGGGACAGACCACACGAAUGUGAUGAAUGUGGAAAGGGCUUUCGUUCGCCCUCAGCCCUGGCUCUGCAUCAGAGAAUUCAUACUGGAGAGAAACCCUAUCCAUGCAAAUGGUGUAUUAAAAGCUUUAGUCGGAGCUCAGACCUUGUCAAACAUCAAAGAGUCCACACUGGGGAAAAGCCUUACAAAUGUAAGGAGUGUGGGAAGGCCUUCAGCCAGAGCUCAGAUCUCAUCAUACACCAGAGAAUCCACACAGGAGAAAAACCCUACCCCUGCGGUCACUGUAGCAAAAGCUUUAGCCAGCACUCAGACAUGGUCAAACAUCAGAGGAUCCACACUGGAGAGAAGCCUUAUAUGUGUAGCCAGUGUUAUAAACAUUUCAGCCAGAGCUCUGAUCUUAUAAAACAUCGGCGAACCCACACGGGGGAGAAACCAUAUAAGUGUAAAGCUUGUAAGAAGGCCUUUAGUCAGAGCUCCGAUCUUCAUCUCCAUCAGCGAAUCCACUCUGGGGAGAAACCUUAUUCAUGUAAUCAGUGUAGCAAAAGUUUCAGUCAGAAUUCAGACCUUAUUAAACACAAAAGGAUUCACACUGGAGAGAAGCCAUAUAAAUGUAACGAAUGUGGAAAGGCUUUUAAUCAGAGCUCGGUCCUUAUUCUGCAUCAGAGAAUUCAUACCGGAGAGAAACCCUACCUAUGUAACCAGUGUACCAAAACCUUCAGUAGGUUUUCAGAUCUCCUUAACCAUCAGCGAAUUCACACUGGAGAGAAGCCGUACCCGUGUGGUAAGUGCAGUAAAACGUUCAGUAGGAGGUCGGAUCUUAUUAAACAUUAUAGAGUCCACACUGGGGAGAAGCCCUAUGUAUGUAAGUGUGGGAAGGCCUUCAGUCAGAGCUCCAACCUUGUUCUCCACCAGAGAAUCCACACCGGGGAAAAACCCUAUCCCUGCAGUGACUGUGCCAAGAGUUUCAGUCGCCGUUCAGACCUCGUAAAGCAUCAAAGAACACAUACUGGCGAGAAACCAUAUACAUGCGAUCUGUGCGAUAAAAGCUUCAGUCAAAGCACAGACCUCACAAAACAUCGGAGAAUGCAUUCGGGUGUAAAGUCCUACCACUGUGAUAGUUGCGGCAAAGCCUUUAGUCAGAGUUCUGACCUCAUCCUUCACCGUAGAAUAUACACAAGAAAAAAACCCUCUGAGUGCUCGCUGUGCACCCGAUGUUUCCGUCAGAGUUCAGGCCGUAUCAAACACCGGAGAAGCCGCACUGGAGAGAAACCCUACCCAUGUGCUCAAUGUGGCAGAAGCUUUAGUAGGAGCGUUGAUCUCUUUAACCAUCAGAGAAUACACGUUGGGGAAAAACCGCAAAAAUAAUACCCGUGGGAAAUUGCUGGGAAUGACCCUUCUGUACACUGAGUAUGUGUACUCUCACUGGCUGAUAAAAAGCAGACAGGCCGGUAGCCAGACUGGAAGUUAGGCGGGAAAGCCAAACUGAGAAUGAUGGGAAGAACGGGGGUGGAGUCAGGCAGAUGUCCUAGCUGCCUAGGAAGUAAGCCGUGCUAGAGGACAGGUAAAGCCAUGAGCGAUGUGGCAAUACAUAGAUUAGUAGUAAUGGGUUAAUUUAAGUGUAAAAGCUAGUAGCAAGCCUGAGCUUUCGGCCGAGCAUUUAUAAUUCAUAUUCAGCCUCUGAGUCGGUUAUUUAGGACCCAGGAGUUGGGACAGGAAACGUCUGUUUACAGGAAACCUUUCCGAACUGUGACCAGUCUCACUGGGUAUCAAAGGAUGCACAUAGAAGGGAAACUGCCCUCAGUUCAGGGUAGCAGACGUUUUAACAAACCUGAUCAUGGUAACUUUAAGAAAACCCAUUCUAGGCCGGGUGGUG
Alexandromys fortis (reed vole) is the source of this 2530-nucleotide messenger RNA. RefSeq names its product zinc finger protein 271-like. Gene Ontology annotation, cellular component: nucleus. Gene Ontology annotation, molecular function: DNA-binding transcription factor activity, RNA polymerase II-specific; RNA polymerase II transcription regulatory region sequence-specific DNA binding. The transcript is spliced from 3 exons. NCBI's taxonomy places the organism in Eukaryota, Metazoa, Chordata, Mammalia, Rodentia, Cricetidae. Gene Ontology annotation, biological process: regulation of transcription by RNA polymerase II. The record is from RefSeq and is a predicted model, not a curated record. Bases 409 to 2022 code for a protein of 537 amino acids.